AUGGCAGCUCCGCCACCAGGUCAGAGCUAUUAUGAAUUCUACAGAGGGUCCAGUAUCGGCACCGCGCUGACGGACUCGUUGGACGAACUCAUCACUCAAGGGGAUAUCCCUCCUCAAUUGGCCAUGCGAGUCCUACAGCAGUUUGAUAAGAGCUUGACCGAGUGUUUGCAGAAAGGAGUCAAGACCAAGACUUCCGUCAAGGGACACCUCGCAACGUACAGGUUGUGCGAUGACGUGUGGACAUUCGUGGUGAAAGACCCACAGUUCCGCAUGGAAGGUCAGAAUCAUACAUCUUUCGACACAGUGACAGCGCCAAAGAUCAAAAUCGUCGCGUGUAAAAGCGGAGAUGCACCAGAGGGAAAGAAGAGCGGAGCCAAAGCUCAAGACUAG
This is a messenger RNA of Kockovaella imperatae, 390 nucleotides long. Its product is annotated as putative transcription initiation factor iia small chain. Gene Ontology annotation, cellular component: transcription factor TFIIA complex. The record is from RefSeq and is a predicted model, not a curated record. Gene Ontology annotation, biological process: RNA polymerase II preinitiation complex assembly; transcription initiation at RNA polymerase II promoter. Gene Ontology annotation, molecular function: TBP-class protein binding; RNA polymerase II general transcription initiation factor activity. The transcript has 5 exons. The coding region runs from base 1 to 390 and encodes 129 amino acids. Lineage: Eukaryota; Fungi; Basidiomycota; Tremellomycetes; Tremellales; Cuniculitremaceae.